UAAACAACACGAAGAUGGGUUUGUAUCUUACCAGGUUGCAUUUACCUGAAGCAAAGAAACUCUCUGGCCUAGCCCAUUUGUCCUUUUAGAAAACUACAGCUGAAGUCCCCUGCAACGGAAGAACUCAGGUGUACAACAUAUUGAUUUGACACUUCUAUACAUUACUCAGUGCUCAUUAUGAUAUGCGUAACCACCAUCAGUCACCACACAAGAUGCUGUGUCUGAGGACCGAUACCAUUUUUAAGCAAGCCUUUUUUCUCUUAAGGUAUCACCACCUGACACAUUUUAUAUAUAGGCUCAGGACUUCAGGAGAAAAUCCCAUCUGUUCUGCAGGUCGAAUUCAUAGGUGUCUAGGAUGUUUUGAAAGUUAUCUAGGUGGCAUUCUGCUGAAUACCAGUCGGCACUACAAGUCAAAGCCUACCCAUGGCAUUGGAAGAUACAAGCACCUAGUUAAAGCACAGGAGCCCAAGAAGAAGAAGGGAAAAGUAGAAGUGAGACCCAUUAAUUUGGGGACAGAUUAUGAAUAUGGAGUUUUAAACAUUCACCUGACUGCAUACGACAUGGCCCUAGCAGAACGUUAUGCCCAAUAUGUUCACCACCUCUGCAACCAUCUAUCCAUUAAAGUUGAGGAAAGUUAUGCAAUGCCCACCAAAACCAUGGAAGUGUUGCGGCUGCAGGACCAAGGUAACAAAAUGCUCCUGGACUCAGUUCUUACCACUCAUGAACGAGUGGUUCAGAUCAGUGGUUUGAGUGCUACAUUUGCAGAGAUUUUCUUGGAAAUAAUCCAAAGCAAUCUUCCUGAAGGAGUCAGAUUGUCAGUGAAGGAGCACACUGAAGAAGACUUCAAGGGAAGAUUCAAAGCUCGGCCAGAACUGGAAGAACUGUUGGCCAAGUUGAACUAGCUCAUUGCAGACCCUUUCAUGUCAGGACUGGUGAUGUUGAGUGCCAAGGGGAAGAUCUUCCUGGGUGGUCAAAGUUAAGCAGAAGACACUAACCUUUAGAUAUCAUAACUACCCAUCCCCAUUAGCCAAGAAUGCUUCCUUUCUUGUAUGGAGGAGUGCUUGCCGAUUGUCACUACUUUCCUUUGAGCUAACCGAAGACAUCCUUCAUCUAAUAAAAAUCUGUAGCUGAUGGGUA
Messenger RNA from Canis lupus familiaris (dog), 1137 nucleotides. RefSeq names its product mitochondrial ribosomal protein L48 (gene MRPL48). Lineage: Eukaryota; Metazoa; Chordata; Mammalia; Carnivora; Canidae. The transcript is spliced from 11 exons. Gene Ontology annotation, cellular component: mitochondrial ribosome. The record is from RefSeq and is a predicted model, not a curated record. The coding region runs from base 183 to 902 and encodes 239 amino acids.